Asparagus officinalis (garden asparagus) is the source of this 567-nucleotide messenger RNA. RefSeq lists its product as uncharacterized. The coding region runs from base 1 to 567 and encodes 188 amino acids. The record is from RefSeq and is a predicted model, not a curated record. NCBI's taxonomy places the organism in Eukaryota, Viridiplantae, Streptophyta, Magnoliopsida, Asparagales, Asparagaceae. The transcript has a single exon.
AUGUUGGGGUGCAGAGUUGCUUCUACUCCUAUCGAACAGGAUCAUAAGAUGUGUGUUGAGGGUGGUGACCCAGUGAGUAAAGAGCAAUAUCAAAGAUUAGUUGGACGACUUAUAUACCUAUGCCACACGAGAUCUGAUAUUACACAUGCUGUGAGUGUGGUGAGUAGAUAUAUGCAUGAUCCCAGAGAGCAGCAUAUGGAGGCAGUUCGCAGAAUUCUCAGAUAUAUUAAGGGAAGCCCAGGAAAGGGGUUGUGGUUCAGAAGUUUUGGACAUCUGAGAAUUGAAGGUUAUUGUGAUGCUGAUUGGGCAGGUUGUAUGGAUGAUCGUAGGUCCACUACAGGCUACUGUGUAUUUGUUGGAGGCAAUCUCGUAUCUUGGUGUAGCAAGAAGCAAGAUGUGGUGGCUAGGUCUACAGCUGAGGUCGAGUACAAGGCUAUGGCAGUUAGUCUGUGCGAGUUGAUGUGGGUCAAAAACAUAUUAUCUGAGAUGCGCUUGUUUAGAAGAGACUCCUUAAAACUUUGGUGUGACAACAAAUCGGCGAUUAAUAUUGCAAACAAUCCAGUUUAG